UGUGUUCUUUUAUUUCCUUUUAUGCUCACUCAAUUCUCGCCUCUGUUUUGUUUUGCAUACAUUGCCAGAGAACUCUAAUCGUUCCGUGUUCAAGCAAAGCCACACCGUUUGACACCCACUUUCUCUUACUAAGAAACCCUAAUCGCGUCUUGUGGUCACUCCCUCGCACCGUGAAGGCCUCUCGCCGUCCAGUUCUCUCGCAGUCGAACCUUCUUGCAGUCCAGUCCUCUCGCAGUCCAGUCCUGGCACUGUCGAGCCUUCACGCUAGCGAGUCCUAGCUCUAUCGAGAUCUAGUUUUGUCGACCCAUCGCGUUUUGUGCCACUUUAUUAAGCAGCGUGACAUCAACUGGAAGAUUGAAGGUUCUGCAAUUCUAUAUGUUUUGGUGUGUAGCAGGUUGUUGAAAACAUGGCCAAGCAUCAUCCUGAUUUGAUUAUGUGUCGAAAGCAGCCAGGGAUUGCCAUUGGGCGACUGUGUGAGAAAUGUGAUGGCAAGUGUGUGAUCUGUGAUUCUUACGUGCGUCCUUGUACACUUGUCCGCGUUUGUGAUGAAUGCAACUAUGGAUCGUUUCAGGGUCGAUGUGUCAUAUGCGGAGGAGUAGGAAUAUCUGAUGCCUACUACUGCAAGGAAUGCACGCAACAGGAGAAAGAUAGAGAUGGUUGCCCUAAAAUUGUUAAUUUAGGGAGUGCCAAAACUGAUUUAUUUUAUGAACGCAAAAAGUAUGGUUUUAAGAAAAGAUGAUGAGGGUAGUUUACUGAGAUGCUUGUAUCUCUUAAAACUUUUUGUACGUGUCUUGUUCGGAUAUAAGAAUUAUAGGAUGUGACCUUGAGUUUGUAAACUUUUAUAUGUUAAAAUGCUUGUUUAGAUUGCUGCUGAUAAAAGAAUUAUGGAACCAUCAUCAACUUGAACUACGGUAAGAUCAUUGUUUGUAUUCGUUGCUGAUUUAAACAAAUGGUUUGAUGAAGUGUUUA
Molecule: messenger RNA, 969 nt
Organism: Vigna radiata var. radiata (mung bean)
Lineage: Eukaryota; Viridiplantae; Streptophyta; Magnoliopsida; Fabales; Fabaceae
Product: PHD finger-like domain-containing protein 5B
Exons: 4
Coding region: 407-739 (110 amino acids)
Biological process (GO): mRNA splicing, via spliceosome
Cellular component (GO): catalytic step 2 spliceosome; U12-type spliceosomal complex; U2 snRNP
Source: RefSeq, a predicted model, not a curated record